Molecule: messenger RNA, 4244 nt
Organism: Esox lucius (northern pike)
Lineage: Eukaryota; Metazoa; Chordata; Actinopteri; Esociformes; Esocidae
Product: NACHT, LRR and PYD domains-containing protein 12-like
Exons: 14
Molecular function (GO): protein binding
Source: RefSeq, a predicted model, not a curated record
UUCUCAGCACAAAGAAUCUCAAUGACUUGAAAUAUACAAUUUGGUCAUAACUACACUUUGCUUAGGGCACAUUUUAUACAGACAUUGUGAUAGACGGGAAAUCUGAGAAGUGCAUUUUACUCAUAUGGACCAGGACAUUGCCCAGCACAUGAGAUUUGUGUCAGCUAGCCUUCCUUGGCUUGAUAAAAGCAUUUAUUAUUAUACCAUUUGGUUGUAACUACAUUGCUCCAAAAAAUUAAGGGAACACUUAAAUCAAACAUACGGUCUCGAUGAACAAAAUACAGUGGGGAGAACAAGUAUUUGAUAGACGGCCAAUAAGGUUCAAGCAGGGAGACUUUUCUACUGAACACAGGUCUAAUCAGAUAGAGAGAGAAGAGGGGACUGCCUCUAAAAUGAGUCUCUCUGGGGUGAGGGAGGAGGGGGCCUCUGCCUCUAAAACAAGUAUUUUUGGGGAACAUGACACCACAGCUAAGAGGGACCAUAUUAAGGGACCAGCAUCUAUUGUACCCAGCUGUGUGUCCAUGAAGAGUGACCGGUCUAUGGGUCAACCUAUAGGGUUCAGUGAGGGAGACUUCUCUACUGCUCAAAGGGACCAUAUAAAGGGACCAGCAUCUCCUGUACCCAGCUGUGUGUCCAUGAAGAGUGACCAGUCUAUGAAUCAUCCUAUACUAUUCAGAGAGGGAGACUUCUCUACUGAUCAAAGAGACCAACAGGAGAGAUCAGAGUCUGAGAUUCUCAGUGGUCAAUCUGUCCAGAGUCAUCAAACAGACCUGUCCUCUAUAUUCAGUUUACUUGAACACAAUAUCAUGAUAUUUGUGAAGAAAGAGUUAAAUAGGUUUAAGACGAUGCUGAGUUCAGAUCUCCCAGAAGGAUUUAAGAGUCAGAGGGAGGAUGAGGAAGGUGUGGACCCUGAAGAUGAGAAGCAGGAGAGCAGUGCCAAAGAGGGAGCUCUGAAGAUCACACUGCAUGUCCUGAGGAACAUGAACCAGAAGGAUCUUGCUGACACACUGGAGAAAAAUAAGCUUGCUGUGAUUUGCCAACAUGAUCUCAAAUCUAACCUGAAGAAGAAGUGUCAGUGCUUAUUUGAGGGUAUCGCUAAACAAGGGAAUCCAACACUUCUCAAUAAGAUCUACACAGAGCUCUACAUCACAGAGGGUGGAAGUGGAGGAGUCAAUAAUGAACAUGAGGUGAGACAGAUUGAGAUAACAACCAGGAAACAAACAAGACCAGAGACAGAAAUCAAAUGUAAUGACAUCUUCAAACCCACACCUGGACAAGACAAACCUAUCAGAACUGUGCUGACAAAGGGUGUUGCUGGAAUUGGAAAAACAGUUUCUGUGCAGAAGUUCAUUCUGGACUGGGCUGAAGGAAAAGCCAAUCAGAAAGUCCAAUUUGUAUUUCCCCUCCCUUUCAGGGAGCUUAAUUUGAUGAAGGGGGAAGAACUCAGUUUGAUUCAACUCAUCAAUCAUUUCUCAAUUGAAACCAGAAAAGCAAGAAUCUCUAACUACAACAAAUAUAAAGUUUUAUUCAUCUUUGAUGGUCUGGAUGAGUGCCGACUGCCCCUUGACUUCCAGAACAACAAGAGCUGUUGUGAUGUGACAGAGUCAACCUCAGUGGAUGUGCUGCUGACAAACCUCAUCAAGGGAAAUCUGCUUCCCUCUGCUCUCGUCUGGAUUACUACCAGACCUGCAGCAGCCAAUCAGAUCCCUUCAAGGUGUGUUGACCUGGUGACAGAGGUGAGAGGGUUCAAUGACCCACAGAAAGAGGAGUACUUCAGGAAGAGAUUCAGUGAUGAGGACCUGGCCAGCAGAAUCAUCUCACACAUAAAGACAUCAAGGAGCCUCCACAUCAUGUGUCACAUACCAGUCUUCUGUUGGAUCGUUGCUACAAUCCUUGAGCACAUGUUGACCACAGAUGAUAAAGUAGAGCUGCCCAAGACCCUAACAGACAUGUACUCACACUUCCUUGUGUUUCAGUCCACACACAGGAAUGUAAAGUAUGAUGGGAAAAAAGAGACAGAUCCACACUGGAAUAAAGAGAGCAUUCUGACACUGGGAAAACUGGCUUUUCAACAGCUACAGAAAGGCAAUCUGAUUUUCUAUGAAGAAGACCUGAAAGAGUGUGGCAUUGAUAUCAAUGAAGCAUCAGUGUACUCAGGAGUCUGUACACAGAUCUUCAAAGAGGAAUGUGGGCUGAACCAGGACAAGGUGUUCUGCUUUGUCCAUCUAAGUAUUCAGGAGUUUCUAGCUGCUGUCUAUGUUUUUCUCUCAUUCAAAAACAACAAUAAGAAUCUAAUGGAUGAAAAACAAUCAACCGAUGGGAACUUUUUCUUGCAGUUCAGAGACCAAGUAACAUUUUACAAGACUGCUGUGGAUAAAGCCUUCCAGAGUAAGAAUGGACACCAGGACCUUUUCCUCCGCUUCCUUCUGGGUCUCUCACUUGAGUCAAAUCAGAAGCAUUUACGAGGUCUACUGAGAAAGACCAGAAGCAGCUCACAGAGCCAUAAAGAAAUAGUGAAGUACAUCAAGAAGAAGAUCAGGGAGAAUUCCUCUUCAGAGAGGUGUAUCAAUCUGUUCCACUGUCUGAAUGAACUGAAUGACCAUUCUCUAGUGGAGGAGAUCCAAAGAUACCUGAGUUUGGGACGUCUCUCCAGAGAAGAACUGUCUCCUGCACAGUGGUCAGCUCUGAUCUUUGUGUUACUGACUUCAGAAGAGGAGAUUGAUGUAUUUGACCUGAAGAAAUACUCCAGAUCCGAGAAAUGUCUUCUGGGGUUGUUGCCAGUGAUCAAAACCUGCAGAACUGCUCUGCUGUCAGGUUGUAGAAUCACAAAGGAAGGCUGUGCUUCUCUGGUCUCAGCUCUGAAGUCAAACCCCUCACACCUGAAAGAACUGGAUCUGAGUAACAAUCAGGCAGAGGAUUCUGGAGUGAAGAAACUCUCUGCUUUGAUGGAGGAUCCACAAUGUAGACUGGAGACUCUGAGACUGUCAGGUUGUGGAAUCACAAAGAAAGGCUGUGCUUCUCUGGUCUCUGCUCUGAAGUCAAACCCCUCACACCUGAAAGAACUGGAUCUGAGUAACAAUCAGCCAGAGGAUUCAGGAGUGAUUGAACUCUCUGCUUUUAUGAAGGAUCCACAAUGUAGACUGGAGACUCUGAGACUGUCAGGUUGUGGAAUCACUGAGAAAGGCUGUGCUUCUCUGGUCUCAGCUCUGAAGUCAAACCCCUCACACCUGAAAGAACUGGAUCUGAGUAACAAUCAGCCAGAGGAUUCAGGAGUGAAGAAACUCUCUGCUUUGAUGGAGGAUCCACAAUGUAGACUGGAGACUCUGAGACUGUCAGGUUGUGGAAUCACAAAGAAAGGCUGUGCUUCUCUGGUCUUUGCUCUGAAGUCAAACCCCUCACACCUGAAAGAACUGGAUCUGAGUGACAAUGACCUGAAGGAUACGGGAGUGGAGAAGCUCUCUGUUCUGCUGAAGGACCCACAAUGUAGACUGGAGACUCUGAGGCUGUCAGGCUGUCUGGUCACAAAGGAAGGCUGUGCUUCUCUGGUCUCAGCUCUGAUGUCAAACCCCUCACAUCUGAAAGAGCUGGAUCUGAACUACAAUCAGCCAGGAGACUUGGGAGUCAGACUGCUCUCUGCUGGACUGGAGGAUCCACACUGGAGACUGGAGAAACUCAAUAUGGAUCAUGGUGGAGAGUGGAGGUUGAAAUCAGGACUGAAGAAAUAUGUCUGUGAUCUCACACUGGACCCAAACACAAUAAACAGACUCCUCUCUCUGUCUGAGGAGAACAGAACGGUGACAUGGAGGAGAGAGAAGCAGCCGUAUCCUGAUCACCCAGAGAGAUUUGACUACUGGUCACAGGUGUUGUGUAGAGAGGGUCUGUCUGGACGCUGUUACUGGGAGGUAGAGUGGAGUGGGAGAGGGGCUGGGAUAGGAGUGACAUAUAAAGGAAUCAACAGGAGAGGAUAUGGUGAUGACUGUUGUCUUGGACACAAUGACAAGUCCUGGAGUCUGGCCUGUUAUGAUGACCGUUACUCUGUCUGGCACAGUAAGAAGACAACUGACAUACCUGUCACCUCCUCAGACUCCCACAGAGUAGGAGUGUAUCUGGACUGGCCAGCCGGCACUCUGUCCUUCUACUGGGUCUCCUCUGACACACUGACCCACCUGUACACAUUCAACACCACAUUCACUGAGCCCCUCUAUCCAGGGUUUAGGGUUUAUUAUUCUGACUCCUCAGUGUCU